GCUACGGGUGUACACCUCUUUUGUUUGUACCGUCGUCGCUUCGGUUGCAUUCAUUGACCUGCAUGUAAGCCCUGGCAGUCGUGUUAUGAUCAGGGGAGGGGGGAGAUAGAACUCUUUUGAUCAGAGGCACUCAGUAUCCCUACGAUGCGUAGGCCCGACGUGGAAAAUCGCUCGUUCGAUUCUCUCCUUACUGAAGUCGCGGACGAAAGCGUGGAGUUGUGGAGAGCGGGUUUAAUCCGCGUCUGCCUACUUACAUUCUCCUUGAGUGCAGCAGAGGUACUACUUCAUUCGCUUGGCGGCGUGGCGACGUAACGUAAACCCAGCCAUGUAGAUGAGGGAAUAAAGUCUGGGUUUUCUGCCGCACACACACACACACACACACACACACACACACAGUGAGAGAGAGAGAGAGAGAGAGCAUUUUGGGGGGGAGGAGAGGGGAUCGGCGGGGAAACGCAGUGAUGUCCGAUUCGACGCGUCUCAUUUCAAUCUCUUGCCGUUGCUUUUUGUGUGUUUAGUGUAUGUGUGUGUGUGUGUGUGAGAGAGAGAGAGAGAGAGAGAGAGAGAGAGACGAUCUGCGGGGAGGAGUGAUGUCCGAUUCGAUGCAUCUCAUUUCAAUAUCUUUCCGUUGCUGUUUGUGUGUGUGUGACACAGAGAGAGAGAGAGAGAGCGAGAAGAGCUGGGGGGGGGGAACGUAGUGAUGUCCGAUUCAAUGCAUUUCUUCGCAAUUUCUUUGUCUGUGUGUAUGUGAAGACGUUACAAGAAUGUGUAUGAAAUCGACUUCUGAGCAUGUGGGGAAGUGAUGCAUGGAAAUUGCUGCUCUUUGCACACAGGCGGAGAAAAAAACGCCGUGUGUCGUCGCUUCGUAAGUCUUUUUGCGUUCGCGCACUAUUUGGACUGUUCGCCGCAUCCUCUCUGUUUAUUCUUACUACCGAAUCCGUCGGUAUGGCAGUUUACUCACUGUUGGGACGCAUGAGCCUGAUUAAGUAAUUGCUGUUCGUGAUAGAGAAUGUGCCUCAUGUGCACCCCCCCCUCCCCCGGCGAUUUGCGCAGACGAGCCAUUCAGUCCGGUAGUGGAGACGCUCCGCACAGAUAGCGGAGAUAAAAUCAAAGGGAUUAGUCUAUUGGAUAGAUGCAAUCGUUGCUGUGCUGAUUUGGUUGAGAUGGGUGAAUAGUCGGAUAAAGACCUACGACCGCUAGGGUCUGCUUGAAGUCUGUGUAUGAGUGUGUUCGGACACAGUCACACUCGCACACACACACACACACACACACACACACACACACGGAUGCACGCACGCACACAGAGAUAUACACACGCAUCACACACGCAUCACACACGCACACUCAUCCAUACCUAAAACCAUCACCCACACACACGCACACACACACGUACACAAAGGCGCGCAUGGAGGUGUUGCUGCCCUACUUAUGCUCGAGACUGAUCUGUCUAUUUAUUAGCAUGCUUGCUAGUGCUUGUCCAUUACUAUCUCUGAAGUGAGUGGAUCGUCUUGGAUGGCUUGACGCGUUAGAGAGGCAGCUGUACGGGGAUGGCACCGAUGCCAAAGUAUCACGUGCGCGAGUGGAGUGUGUGCGAAGCCCAUCACAAGGAUCUCUACUGUAAGUGGGACUGGUCGUGGUAGGCAGCUCAGGACUUCGCUCCUGUUCAAGACAAUGGCGAUGAGAGUGGAGUGCGGACAAAGAUAAGAAUGGGGUGCGGACAAAGAUGAGAAUGGGGUGCGGACAAAUUCGACUAUCUUCUCUCCUGUGCGACUGCUGCUGCGCAGGCCACGAUGACUCCCGCUGUGGAGGUGCUGAGGAGAUCGUCUUUUUUUGGGAGUUGAAAGCCGGAGGAGGAAAGGCGAGAGGGGAAGGAAGAGGAGGAGGAGGAGGAGGAGAGAGGCAAGCAGUUGCGGACGAGGCGUUCUAGGUCUUUUCUGUGUUGGGGGCGAUCGUACGGAAUUACAUCUGGGCGGGGCAGUAUCAUCCCGUCGUCAUCAGUGCUUUUUUUUUUGGUUACUUUUUCGGGAAAGUGUAAAAAAUUGAGUUGUUGUUCUCUGUCCUCAAUGCAUAGUUAACUGGUCCAUGUAUCUCGUUUCACAAUGACGUCUCGGUUCAUCCCUUUUCUCUCUCGUUCGGAUUCAUUUUUCCCUUCCAUCCAUGCUUAUAUCUCGUUAUCAGUGCCUUCUUGGUGUUCGGGUUGCCUGCGUUGCUCAGUGCGUGUGCUCACACUGGAAACUUUUUGAAUGAGCUCUGGACUUGUUUCACAAUGACGUCU
Messenger RNA from Chara braunii, 2275 nucleotides. Lineage: Eukaryota; Viridiplantae; Streptophyta; Charophyceae; Charales; Characeae. The record is from the annotation of a GenBank genome assembly.